Serpula lacrymans var. lacrymans S7.9 is the source of this 1926-nucleotide messenger RNA. RefSeq lists its product as uncharacterized. The transcript is spliced from 3 exons. NCBI's taxonomy places the organism in Eukaryota, Fungi, Basidiomycota, Agaricomycetes, Boletales, Serpulaceae. The coding region runs from base 1 to 1926 and encodes 641 amino acids. The record is from RefSeq and is a predicted model, not a curated record.
AUGGUACCGACCAGCAUUUUGACCGUGGCAAUGGCUGUCGCCGCUACUACUCUGUCAGUAGUCGCGGCUCCUAUAAACGGUGACACAUCGUCCGCGUUUUCGACGGGGGCUUUCAACAAGGUUACAGUAGGACAGGUUCCCUCAGUACCCGGUUCGCUCCCUCGUCCUUUCAAUUUAACUACAUCCGAGGCCGAUUCUAUACGGAAGAGGGCAGGGCACACAUCUACUUCGUCGCGUCUUGGCAGGCGUAAGCUCACUACGCCAAAGAUAUCGUCGGGUGACGUGGCGACGGGUAUCACUGCUGGGUCUACAUCGUCAUCUAAUACCGAUUCCCGAAAGCAACGCGACGUCAACGAAGCUGCGCAACAAAUCAGAUCGCUCCUUGCAAUCGCGAAAUACGUGAAUAGCGUUCAGAGACGUGACGAAUCGGUGGCGGACAAUAGCGAUUUCUCACUUUCUGGACUCGAGCCUAUCCUGAAAGGAGCAGGCGACUUCAAUCUCUCGAGCAUUUUCAGGAGAGACGACGAUGGAACUGUGGCAGAUAACAGCGAUAUUUCGCUGAGUGGACUCAAGCCUAUCAUAAAAGAUGCGGGGUCGGUCCUUGGCGACUUGCCAUCUUUCAAUCUUUCCAGCAUUUUCAGGAGAGACGAUGGUGAAACGGUGGCAGAUAACAGCGAUAUUUCGCUUAGUGGACUCAAGCCUAUCUUGAAGGAUGCGGGGUCGGUCCUUGGCGACUUGCCAUCUUUCAAUCUUUCCAGCAUUUUCAGGAGAGACGACGAUGGAACGGUGGCGGAUAACAGCGAUAUUUCGCUUAGUGGACUCAAGCCUAUCAUAAAAGAUGCGGGGUCGGUCCUUGGUGACUUGCCAUCUUUCAAUUUUUCCAGCAUUUUCAGGAGAGACGACGAUGGAACGGUGGCAGAUAACAGCGAUAUUUCGCUCAGUGGACUCAAGCCUAUCAUAAAAGAUGCGGGGUCGGUCCUUGGCGACUUGCCGUCUUUCAAUCUGUCGAGCAUUUUCAGGAGAGACGACGAUGAAACGGUGGCAGAUAACAGCGAUAUCUCGCUUAGUGGACUCAAGCCUAUCCUGAAAGAUGCGGGGUCAGUCCUUGGCGACUUGCCAUCUUUCAAUUUUUCCAGCAUUUUCAGGAGAGACGACGAUGAAACGGUGGCGGAUAACAGCGAUAUCUCGCUUAGUGGACUCAAGCCUAUCCUGAAAGAUGCGGGGUCAGUCCUUGGCGACUUGCCGUCUUUCAAUCUGUCGAGCAUUUUCAGGAGAGACGACGAUGAAACGGUGGCGUAUAACAGCGACAUUUCGCUCAGUGGACUCAAGCCUAUCAUAAAAGAUGCGGGGUCGGUCCUUGGCGACUUGCCAUCUUUCAAUUUUUCCAGCAUUUUCAGGAGAGACGACGAUGAAACGGUGGCGUAUAACAGCGACAUUUCGCUCAGUGGACUCAAGCCUAUCAUAAAAGAUGCGGGGUCGGUCCUUGGCGACUUGCCAUCUUUCAAUUUUUCCAGCAUUUUCAGGAGAGACGACGAUGAAACGGUGGCAGAUAACAGCGAUAUCUCGCUUAGUGGACUCAAGCCUAUCCUGAAAGAUGCGGGGUCAGUCCUUGGCGACUUGCCAUCUUUCAAUUUUUCCAGCAUUUUCAGGAGAGACGACGAUGAAACGGUGGCGGAUAACAGCGAUAUCUCGCUUAGUGGACUCAAGCCUAUCCUGAAAGAUGCGGGGUCAGUCCUUGGCGACUUGCCAUCUUUCAAUCUUUCCAGCAUUUUCAGGAGAGACGAUGGUGAAACGGUGGCGGAUAACAGCGAUAUCUCGCUUAGUGGACUCAAACCCAUCCUACAGGAUGCUGGUUCUGUCAUUGACGACUUACCAUCUUUCAAUCUCUCGAGCAUUUUCAAGAGAGAUAGUGAGCUGGUGUACUAG